Molecule: messenger RNA, 350 nt
Organism: Cherax quadricarinatus
Lineage: Eukaryota; Metazoa; Arthropoda; Malacostraca; Decapoda; Parastacidae
Source: RefSeq, a predicted model, not a curated record
AAGUAACCUGUACUCAAUACUGAGGAUGACCACUGUAAGUAACCUGUACUCAAUACUGAGGAUGACUACUGUAAGUAACCUGUACUCAAUACUGAGGAUGACCACUGUAAGUAACCUGUACUCAGUAUUGAGGAUGACCACUGUAAGUAACCUGUACUCAAUACUGAGGAUGACCACUGAGGUAACUCUACCUGUACCUCUUCCUCCCAAGGAUUCAGCAAGAACAGAUGAUAGAAGAUUAUGGGUUGGUAAUCUUGACUCUCGGCUGAGAGAAGCAUGUAUGAAAGAAAUAAAGAAAAACCAGCUCCUCCUAUUCUUAGUGGCGGCAAAGCAGAUACUACUCCAAUAAG